AUGAUGAAACCUAAAUGGCGACCAAAACGACAUUUAAAUUGUUGUGGCUGUGAUUGGUUUCAUAUUGGACAACAAUGGAAUCAUCAUUAUCGUAAUCAUCGUAAUGAAGAGCUGGUUAAAUUAUUAUUAAUUGGUCUAGAUAAUGCUGGCAAAACAACAUUGGCAUUACAUUUAGCUGGUGAAUCGGUGGAUGAUGUUGUUUCGACGAUUGGUUUUUCAAAAUAUGAAUUACAUUUACGACAGAAUCGUUUUAAAAUUAUUCUCUAUGAUGUUGGUGGCAGCGUACGUAUACGUUCCAUUUGGCGUAAUUAUUAUUCACUGGUACAUGGCAUCAUUUUUGUCAUUGAUUCAACCGAUCUGGAACGUAUAUUGGAAGUGAAACAGCUAUUACAGCAACUGGCAUCCAAUCCAUUGGUUUUGGGCAAACCAAUUUUAAUAUUUCUAAACAAACAGGAUAAAUUCGAAGCAAUGGAUGAAAUUGAUUUAUGUAAAUUUACAAAUUUCGAUGAAAUUAUGUCUAAAUAUCAGUGUAUAACGAAAAUUGUUUCAAUAUCGGCUAAAAUGACAGCUAUACAAAAUCAAACUGGUAACAAUAAUAAUAAUAAUAAAAAUGGCAGCCACGAAAUUGAUACGACAAUCGAUUCUGGUCUAAAAUGGAUAUUGGGUUGGAUCGAUAAUCAAUGGUCAACAUUGAAUGAACGUGUUGAACAAGAAAGUCGGCAACAAAUUUCCAAAGAAAAUGAUACAAUGCAAAAAAGAAUCAAUCGUAUUCAACAACGUAAUCGUAUUGAAGCGGAAAAUAAAGUAUCGAAAAUUGUUGAUAAUCAGCCAAAAUCAAUUAUUGACAACAACAUUGAUAAUGAUGAUGAUCAUGAUGAAGUAAUUAUUAAACCAAUCAAAUUGGAUGAUGAGAAAAAUGAAAAUAUCAUCAUUCAUCAACCGGAAAUAUUGUCGAUACCGAAUGAUGAAACAAAUGAACAAAUCACUACGGCGGCGACGACGACAAAUGAAUUAUCAUCAUCAUCAAAAUCAUCAAAUGGUUCGGCACAAUCUAUCAAUAACCGUCCACCAUUAAAACGUACGAAUAAAAUCUAUCCAACCACCGCUAUUGGUUGA
Molecule: messenger RNA, 1116 nt
Organism: Dermatophagoides farinae (American house dust mite)
Lineage: Eukaryota; Metazoa; Arthropoda; Arachnida; Sarcoptiformes; Pyroglyphidae
Biological process (GO): non-motile cilium assembly; receptor localization to non-motile cilium
Cellular component (GO): ciliary membrane; non-motile cilium
Molecular function (GO): GTP binding; GTPase activity
Source: RefSeq, a predicted model, not a curated record